AUGAGUGGAAAAGUUACGCUGUUUAUCUCCGGUAUUUCAGGGAGCAAGGAGGUAUUUUUUGCUAAGUUUAAUGAUUUCUUACAAAUUGCUCUUGGUGUCGACUUGAAUAAUGUGUUAAUUUUUGAACAGUCGAGUGUAACCCGGGGUGUAAGUGAUCUUCCAUAGGAGUCGUGAGAUAUUGGACCGCAAUAAAGUUUAUAGCGGUAUUUCACCGGCUUCUUAUACUGUAUCACUUAUGAUUGAGCUUUUAAAUCUAUCUAAUAACAGUUAGCUUACAGAUUUUACUUCGCGAAAGGCACUCAUUUAGGUCUUUCAAUCGAAGUUUGUGAUCCUAACUUUACAUUUCAGUCACAGUUACCCUUGUGCUCUCUUCGGAGAUCAAUGAAUUAAUCUGAAAUUAUAUCAUUUGAACCGAUCUUAUGACAUGAUAGCUUAUCUUGUAUCUCUGGCACAGCGCUAGGGUCCAGAAAAGUAUUUCCAAAGAUUAAAGGUUAUCAUUUUAUUUUUGAACAUAUAAAGUUGACUCAUUUCUCGCCAGAGCAUAGUUUCUUUAAAAUGCUAAAGCUGUUUUGAAUCUAAAACUUGACUUGUCAAAGAAAUUGAGAAAACAAAGAAGUUCGCUUUUCCAGUCAGUUUCCCAAAAUAAGAAGGUUCUCUUUCUCUGCAAUUUAUGCUUCAAUCAGAUUUGAAAAAACUAACUGGAAGAAAAUUGAAAAGUCCAUGCCUUAGUCUUUUGAAUGGCCAUUUAUAUUCUAAUAAAUGGAAUAAUUACUGACGACAUAUUUAUUUCAGAAUGAAAUAUUUUCCACAAUUUCAUUGCAUGGAAAACAAGUCCAGAGCAGGAUUUGGGGGUACAGGGUCCUCAAUAGCUGGUAGAUAAUUUAAUUUUAACCUUUUCNCUGCAAUUUAUGCUUCAAUCAGAUUUGAAAAAACUAACUGGAAGAAAAUUGAAAAGUCCAUGCCUUAGUCUUUUGAAUGGCCAUUUAUAUUCUAAUAAAUGGAAUAAUUACUGACGACAUAUUUAUUUCAGAAUGAAAUAUUUUCCACAAUUUCAUUGCAUGGAAAACAAGUCCAGAGCAGGAUUUGGGGGUACAGGGUCCUCAAUAGCUGGUAGAUAAUUUAAUUUUAACCUUUUCUGACUGAACUGCUGAACACCUCCCUUCACCUACAGCAACACUAGCCUCCCAUGCAAGCGUUUUUAGGGGAGCUCGUAUUUCGUUCCUCCCCACAAACCCGUGCUCAACUGAGAACAAAAUUCCUUUCCCAUUGUUUUAUUUGCGUGGUGUGACCAAUCAACAGUUUUGAAAUAAAGUGUUGACAGGCUAAACAAGACUCAUAAGCUUGUGGUAUAUAUAUAGUGUAAAUAAAUAUACCUUUUUCCUAAUUGUUUUUUUUCCUUUGCUAAGGUUAUGCAGAGCAUGGAGUAUUCUAAAAUCUGACUAAAUCUUACUUUUGCCGCCCCGAGUCUAACAUUUAUUAGAGGUCAUAAAGCUUUCUCAGUGAUGUUUUCAUGCAGAUCGAGUAUUUAUCAGGUUACCCUGUAGUCAAGGUAAACCAUCCAGAAUUUGGAAGGUACAAUGUGAUUGGCUUGGUUAAGCUUGGGAAAGGAAUGUUGUUCUCGGUCGAGCAGGCAUUUGUGGGGAGGGACAAAAUACAAGCGCCCCUACAAAUGCCUGCAGUAACACAUGCUUGUAUCAUAGCCUAUCCUACAAGCCAGUAUCCCAAGGGAUACAACUGUCAUUUGUUGCUUUUCUUUGCCAGAUUAAAAAAAGACAGCAACACAUUAGCAGCAUGUUGCAGGCACAGAACAUACCUUUUGAGACAGUUGAUGUAGCAUCUGAUCCAGCUGCACUGGACAGGAUGAGGGAACUGGUCACAAAAGGAAAGCCAAAAACAAAGGAUCCUGAUGAUGAAGAGGAGGAUGAGGAGGAGGAGGAAGAAGUCAUCCUUGCUCCUCAGAUUGUAAAUGGCGAUGAGUACUGUGGGGUAAGGAAUUUACAUCAUUUGAGCCGCAUAGAAUGCCAAUUUGACAUCACUGGGGAGAUCAACACAUUAUGGAUUUCCCCACUCCCACAUGGGGUUGGGUUAUCCCUUGAGUAUUUUCCCAAUGCUGGUUGGUCUGAUGAAUCCCAGCCCCCCGAAAUCUUUUUUUUUGGUACACAAAAUUAACCCCUAAAAGGUAGUUUGUGAAGUGUUUUGUUUUUUGUGCUAUAUUGAUCUUAAAAUGGGUGGACAUUUCACCCAUUGUGGUUUGAUUAAUCAGGUAUGGUUUUCAAUUCAAUGUUAAAAUGUUUAAAUUUAGUGUCUGUUUAGCUCCAACAUUUCAUGUAAAAUACUAUCUUUACUGAUAAGCAUAUUUUUUUUUAAUUAUUAAAAAAAUAUGCUUAUCAAUUAAGAAUAUGCUGACUUUUCUUGGACAAGGUAAUGGGUUAAUAAACCAUGUAUAACUUUCAAAAACCAGUCUGAAAAUUGAUAUGGGUUUUGGUCUAAAAUGGGGUCAGAAUUCGUAGAACCGGGCAGCACCUUAAAUUAUAGUUUAUCUAAUAAUAAUAUUAUUAUUGGAUAUUAUAUUAAUGAAAUAUUUCAGUUAAUUGAAAAUUUUUGUGAGUUCUUGUAAGAAAAGUGCUUAUUAGAUAUAUAUAUUUUUUACCUAGGGUUAUGAAGACUUUGAAAAUGCUAUUGAAAUGGAGAAUUUGAAAGAGUUUUUAAAGCUGAAGUAA
Messenger RNA from Porites evermanni, 2720 nucleotides. Lineage: Eukaryota; Metazoa; Cnidaria; Anthozoa; Scleractinia; Poritidae. The record is from the annotation of a GenBank genome assembly.